This is a messenger RNA of Chara braunii, 879 nucleotides long. NCBI's taxonomy places the organism in Eukaryota, Viridiplantae, Streptophyta, Charophyceae, Charales, Characeae. The record is from the annotation of a GenBank genome assembly.
GGAUACAACCAAUAGGAAGAAAACGCAAAAGCCAAGGCCAGGAAAGCAACGAAGGGAAGACGAGAGAGAGAGAGAGCGGGAGAGAGAGAGAAAGAGGUAGAUAGAGAAAGAGGACAGAGAGGAGAAGAAGAUGGCGAUGGUGAUGGUGAUGGAGGUAGCAAUGGUGAUGGUGAUGGUGAUGGCGGUAGCAAUGGUGAUGGCGACGGCAAUGGUGAUGGCGAUGGCGAUAGUGAUGGUGAUGGCGAUAGUGAUUUCUUGUAGUGAUCUUGGUGAUGGUUGAAGUGCUGGUGGCGAUGGUGUUAAUGACGAUGGUACCGUCGGGGGAUGACCCCUCCCAGAUGAUGGAGGUCGUAAUGGCGAUGGUGAUGGUGAUGGUGAUGGUGAUUGAGGUAGUAAUGGUGAUGGAGAUGGAGGUAGUAAUGGUGAUGGCGACGGCGAAGUUGAUGGUGAUGACGUUGGUGAUGGUGAUGGCGAUGAUGAUGGUUAUGAUGGUGAUGAUGAUGAUGGUGAUGGUUGAUGGUGAUGAUUGUGAUGGUGAUGGCAAUGGUGAUCGUUGUAUUGAUGGUGGUGAUGGUGAUGUUUAUAGUGAUGGUGGUGGUUGUAGUGAUGGUGGUGAUGGUGUUAGUGAUGGUGGAACCGUCGGGGGAUGACUCGUCUAGAUGAUCGUGGUCGUAAUGGCGAUGGCGAUGAUGACGUUGAUGGUGAUGGUGAUGGCGAUGGUUGUAGCAAGGGUAGGGAUGCUGUUAGUCAUGGCGUUAGCGAUGGUGGUACCUUCCUCCCCCCCCCCCCGAAUAGAACGUACGGUCAUUGUAGCUGUAUUAGGCGCAACUUUCUGUCUAUAUACAGCGAUAAUUACCGUACGUUCUGUUCCCGGAAUUC